Messenger RNA from Symbiodinium pilosum, 291 nucleotides. The record is from the annotation of a GenBank genome assembly. Lineage: Eukaryota; Dinophyceae; Suessiales; Symbiodiniaceae.
AUGCCAAGAGAUGCGUACUACGUCUCCUCCAGCAGCUAUGUCAUUCAGAGUGUCCGGGAUGAGUCUGGGCAGCUUCGAACUAAAGUGGAUGAGAACCGCGGCCUGUGGACCAACAUUCCGGGGCUCAAAGGUGGCCAGAGUUCUUCUUCCUCUGAAGCCAGCCAGGGGAUGCGCCAGGCGCAGCAGGAGAUGCGGCAAACGCAGGCCCAGAUUGACCAGGCCAUGGACGAGAUGAACCAGGAGAUGUCUGCCGUCUUUGGGUCGCCGAUGAUGAGUCUAUACGGCUUCUGA